Messenger RNA from Centropristis striata (black sea bass), 429 nucleotides. Its product is annotated as retinal cone rhodopsin-sensitive cGMP 3',5'-cyclic phosphodiesterase subunit gamma-like. Gene Ontology annotation, biological process: visual perception; positive regulation of epidermal growth factor receptor signaling pathway; positive regulation of G protein-coupled receptor signaling pathway. The record is from RefSeq and is a predicted model, not a curated record. Gene Ontology annotation, molecular function: cGMP binding; 3',5'-cyclic-nucleotide phosphodiesterase activity. Lineage: Eukaryota; Metazoa; Chordata; Actinopteri; Perciformes; Serranidae. Bases 1 to 216 code for a protein of 71 amino acids. Gene Ontology annotation, cellular component: photoreceptor outer segment membrane. The transcript is spliced from 3 exons.
AUGAACGCAGCAGCUCAAGGCUCCAAGGCUGCUCCGCCCAAGUUCAAGCAGAAGGAGACGAGACAGUUCAAGAGCAAGGCUCCUAAAGCUGGACAGAAGGGCUUUGACAAUGAUGUGCCGGGCAUGGAGGGUCUUGGAGACUCUGCAGUGAUCUGUCCCUGGGAGGCGUUUGGGGACAUGGAGCUCAGUGACCUGGCUCAGUUCGGCAUUGUGUAGAACUGUUUCAGCCUCUGAAUGACACCUGAAUAUAUAUUCUCCUGACGUCACAACAUCCAAACAUGAUUAUGAACAUUCCUGUUUUAAGAUGGCAAUAUUUAUUUGAGUAGAAAUUAAUAAUUGUACGUAAUAAAAUAAUAUAUAUUAUUACCUUUAUAGUAUGUUAGCUUUGGUAUCUUACAGUCAUGAAAUAAAUGUUUUCUUAUAAUGGAG